AUAAAGCGCGCUCCUCUGCAGUGUCUUGAGGUGUGUGUGAGUGUGUGUGAGAGAGCGCGUGUGUUAGUGCAUGUGUGUGCGCGCGCUCGGUGUGUGAGUGAUGCUGAUGCUGAUGUUUAGCUCCAGCAUGCAGCCGUAAAUCAUUACAGACAGACAGACAGACAGACAGAGAGACAGACAGACAGACAGAUAGAGAGACAGACAGACAGAGAGACAGACAGACAGACAGACAGAGAGAGAGAGAGAGAACGACUUACAGCUCGGGUUUGGGUUCUUUUUGUGUUCCGGAGCUUCUGUGUUGUGCUGAAUAAAUCUCACAUCAGGAGUCAUGACAGCUGCGAGAUGCGCUUUACUUCUGCUCCUGCUGCUCCAGUGCGUUUCCUCUCUGCCUGUGACACGCCCUCACCUGGAGCACAAGGAUGUGAAGGUGAUUAAGUGUAUUGUGGAGGUUCUGGCUGAUGUUCUGACCAAACCUCACUCCCUCCCCGUGUCUCAGCCGUGUCUGGAAACCCUCAGGACCGAUGAAAGACUAGUGACCGUGUUGCGUCACCGUAACUUCCUCCAGGAGCUGCAGGACAUCGCUGGAGAAGGAGCCAAUGAGAUGCCAGAGAAGGGACUAGAGGCAGGUCCUGACCACACCCCAGAUCUCCAGGAGCCUGCAGAUCAGUCCAUGCUGAUGGUCUUGACUCCGGGAAAUUCGCUGGAGGAGAGAGGAGCAGAGGAGGAGAAGGAACACAAGUCGCAGGAGAAUGACGACAUCACCAGCCACGAAGAAGAUGAGAAGAAGGAACGUGCUGUGAUGAAGAAAACAGAUGACAGUGAUGAAGAGGAAGAAGUAGAUGAGGCAGGAGCAGCUGGAGCUCCAGAUCACAGCCACAUGGAGGAGGAGGAGGAGGAGGAAGAGGAGGCUGAGAGGCAGCAGAGAGACUGGAGUCGGAGCAGAGAGCCGGUCCAGCGCAGGGCUUACGGCCAGCAGGAGGCGCCGCACCACUCCAAGGAGGCGUGGAAGAGUCCUGAGGAGGAGGAGCUCAAGAUGAUGGCAGGAAGAGAACCUGAGGAGCACAGAGACAUGGAGGAGGGCAGCGCUAGCAAGAAGACUGAGGACGCUGAGAUGGAGAGUUUGGCUGUGAUGGAGAACGAGUUGGAGAACAUGGCUCAGAAACUCCACAAGCUGCGACACGGCUAAAACACACUAGCAUCAUCUUCACCUCCAGAGGAACCUGAUGCACACACACAGACACACAGACACACACACACACACACACACACGCGCACACACACACACACACACACACACACACACACACACACACACACACACACACUGCUCUGCAGCACAAACACAUGUUCAGGACACGAUCCUGCUUCAGCUUCAUCUCUGUCUUGCUCGCUUACUGAAGAACACGGCACAUUAGAACAUCACAAGAUUAACAACAUGGAGAAGAAUUAUAAUAAAAAUGCUAAUAAUUAAGAAUAAUAAUGAAUAAUCAGUAAAGACGACGAGUUUGUGUGCUUUUAAAAAUGCAAUAAUAUUUUUAUUUGAAUAGAAUUGAAGUGGAAUUUCAGCUGGGGUUUAUUUUAGACAAAUAAAGAUUGAGCGAGUUCUCAGUGAGUCGUGCGACUGCUCAUUGCUGUGUGUGUGUG
Molecule: messenger RNA, 1644 nt
Organism: Tachysurus fulvidraco (yellow catfish)
Lineage: Eukaryota; Metazoa; Chordata; Actinopteri; Siluriformes; Bagridae
Gene: chga
Product: chromogranin A
Exons: 8
Coding region: 329-1186 (285 amino acids)
Biological process (GO): defense response to bacterium; negative regulation of catecholamine secretion; negative regulation of insulin secretion
Cellular component (GO): chromaffin granule
Source: RefSeq, a predicted model, not a curated record